AUGGCUCUUCAGAUGAAAGGGCUGCUCCUUAUAUUGUUUUUCGUAUUUUGCGUGGGAAAAGGGGACGGAUCCUUAGAAAAUUUCGAGGUGUUCGACGUGCUAUCCGUGGUACAAAAUGAUCUGCCAGAGGGGGUAUUCCGAGUGCCAGGGAGAUGUCAACUGCCUACCGUCGAUGAAACGGAGUAUACAGCCUACUCCCUCAAUGAAAACGCUACUUUACACCAACUAGCCGCUGGCAUAUUUUAUAACACUUUUCCUGAAGACUUCUCGAUAUUGGCUGUAGUACGACUACCUGGUGCGGAACAAAAUACACUCUUCGUAUUAUAUUCGGAUGCCGGCGAUGAACAAUUACAGCUUGUUGUUGGUGAAUUAAUAGAAUUGUAUUACGAAGACACUCGAGGAGAUCCUGAAGACCACGAACUCCUCACGUUUCGAGUGAACAUAGCUGAUGGAAGAUGGCACAGAUUAGGAGUUAGCAUCAAAGGAGAUUCAGUCUCAUUGAUCGUUGAUUGCCAAAUCAAAGGAACCUUGCCCUUACGACGCCACCCUGGAAGCACUUUUAAUUUAGCCGGUGCUUUAGUCGUCGGCACUCAAGUCACGCCUGACCAAUAUUAUGAGGGAGAUAUUGAAUUGCUCCAGUUCGCUAAUCAACCGGACCUUGCGUAUGACAUGUGUAUAACUAUAGCACCUGAUUGUAGCUCAUUUGGGUACGAUUAUUCCCAAGAAUUGGUUUCGGGAAAUCAUGACUAUGAUAAAGAACUUGAUUACGAUACACGUCCAAUAACGGAAUUACCUGGAAAUGAACCAUAUGAAUAUGGACCGAAUAGGUUCUUUAAUGAGAGAAAUGAAUCGGACAAUUUAUGGGCAACAGCAAGUAGAGAUUUGUCGACGGCGAGGCCAUAUUGGCAAGUGCCGGAAAGUUACGGGUAUACAGCGCCUUAUCCUAUUCCUACUGACGCCGAUGAAAACAGCAUUUUCGGCAGAUUUCCUGAUACAGCCGAGUUUGUUACAACGCCAGGCACUAUUCAACUUAGUUCACCUGGAUCUUCAGAAGUAGCUAGCGUGACGGCAAAGCGUGGGAUCGAUGACGAUGAGGAUGUCUCUACUCUCUCCACUACGGAAUCUUCUUAUACGCCGAUAACGACCACCGAAGAUACGGAUUGGCUCACACAUCCGCCAGAUUUCAGCGAGGGUAAUGCAUCAUCAGGAUACGACCCAUCAGAUACGUAUUACGACUAUGGAAGUUCAGGUGUAUAUAUGGGUCCACGCGGGUACCCUGGGCCCCCUGGCCCCCAAGGGCCAAGGGGUCCGAAAGGCGAACCAGGAAAACCUGGCUCUGAGGGCCAACAAGGAUUUCCAGGAGCCCCUGGACACGUGUUUGUAGUACCAUUACAACAACCAGGCAAUGAGAAAGGCCCAGAUGCUCAAUCAGAAGCACUGAGACAGAUAUUAACUCAACAUAUGGCUUCGAUGCGAGGUGCAGAAGGUCCUAUGGGUCUUACAGGUCCAUCUGGCCCAGAAGGUGAGAUUGGGCCUGAAGGGCCUAAAGGAGAACAAGGUGACCAAGGAGAACCAGGACCACCUGGCCCUCGAGGUCUCCAAGGCCCCCCAGGUAGACUAGGCCGAAGAGGGCAUGCUGGUCGAGAUGGAGAACGGGGAUCACCAGGACCCUCUGGUCCUAAAGGUGAUCAGGGUUAUCCUGGUCAAUCAGGCAUACCAGGGGACAAAGGAGAGAGAGGAACACCAGGUCAACAAGGCGAGGCUGGAGCCCCGGGAAUUGAUGGCCCUCCAGGAGAUGAUGGGCCACCUGGACCACCGGGACUAGCUGGUGAAUUGGGACCAAGAGGAUUCAUGGGCCCUAGAGGGUUUCCAGGUUUGAUCGGCUACCCAGGUAUACCAGGAAAUGAAGGGCCACAAGGCACAAAGGGUGCAUCAGGGCAACCGGGUCCUCCGGGUUCACCAGGACAACCAGGUCCAAUGGGGCCUGCUGGGUCACCGGGACCACAAGGAUCUAUUGGGGCUCCAGGGAUUCAGGGACCACAAGGUAAACCGGGUAUAUCAGGUCUUCCAGGCCCUGAAGGUUCCCCUGGAACUCCAGGCACUCCUGGACAGCAAGGUUCGCCAGGAGAAGUAGGUUCUCCAGGUCCACAGGGCAUGUUAGGUUUUCCGGGGCCUCGAGGGUUAAAAGGGGACGACGGACCAAGAGGACUACCGGGUGACAAAGGAGAUAAAGGGAUAAAAGGAAUCGAAGGCGAGAAAGGCGAAAUAGGGCUAAAAGGAGAACGCGGGUUGCCAGGUGAAUCUGGCCCCCCUGGCAUUGAAGGGCCUGAGGGGCAAAAGGGUGUAGAAGGCCCAAGAGGAGAAACAGGAUCUAUCGGACCUGCAGGAGAAAAGGGAGCAACUGGUCCACAGGGUCCUCUUGGGUAUCCAGGGACUCAAGGGGAGAAAGGGGAUAAAGGAGCCUCUGGAAGACGCGGUCGACGAGGCACUAAAGGCGUUGCGGGUUUGAUCGGCAUUCCUGGAGAUCGUGGAGAAAGUGGUCCAAGGGGUUACAGAGGUCCACGUGGUCGUAGAGGAUCUGAUGGACCGCCAGGCCCAAAGGGUGAUACGGGUCAACCAGGUCCUCCUGGGUCUGUUGGGGAACGAGGACCUCAGGGUCUAGAGGGACCGCGAGGUUUCCCUGGAGCUAUGGGACCACCAGGAACUGAUGGAAAAGCUGGGCUACCAGGCACACCAGGAGAGCGAGGCCCAACGGGAGUAACUGGGUCACCUGGUGUGACUGGUCCUAUUGGGCUUACGGGUCCUCAAGGUCCAGUUGGCGAGCCUGGUCCACCUGGAUUGCAAGGUCCUUCAGGAACACCGGGAACUCCAGGGGAAGUUGGGAUGCCUGGAGAAAUGGGUAAAGAAGGGCCACCUGGUCCACCAGGACCGGAAGGAAAACCUGGUCCUGUUGGAUCUCCGGGUAUAUCAGGACCUAGUGGAGAACCAGGCCUACCCGGGUCUCCGGGCAUACCAGGCUCUAAAGGUGAUAUGGGUCCCCCGGGACCUCCGGGAGUUAGAGGGGAUAAGGGGGAACAGGGUGAGGCUGGACAUGAGGGCUUGCAAGGCCCAAUGGGCCGAGAGGGGCCAAGAGGAUCACCUGGUCCCGGGGGGCAAAAAGGAGAAGUAGGGGAACCUGGACCUGUUGGUCCAGCUGGUCGCGAUGGUUUACCAGGACCAAGGGGACUGGCAGGAGCCCCAGGUCCAGUGGGAGUUCCGGGUGAAGAUGGGGAUAAAGGGGAGGCUGGCCCUCCUGGAGAGAAGGGAUUCAAAGGUGCUACAGGGGAGCCUGGCCUGAUUGGCGCACCAGGUAUUCAAGGUUUGCGAGGAGAACCAGGCCCAGUAGGCUUACCUGGAGAUAAGGGACCUCAAGGAGAUCCUGGGCCACCAGGGAAUCCUGGGAUGGAUGGACUAAGAGGUCCUCCUGGACCACCUGGUAAAACUGGGCCAGAAGGGCCAAAAGGUGAACAAGGAGGAAGAGGAGAUAGAGGAGAUAUUGGGCCAAAAGGUCCACCUGGUCCGGCUGGACCAACGGGAGCUACUGGUAGGAGAGGUGCAAAGGGCAACCUAGGGGAACAAGGCCCUAGAGGCCCGGAAGGAGAACAUGGAGAAAUUGGCAGUCCAGGAGCUACUGGUCCGCCUGGACCACAAGGAGUAGAAGGCAAAAUGGGCCCUAGAGGUCCGAUUGGACUGAAAGGAGAAGACGGACCACCAGGGAUACAAGGAGAACCAGGAUCUAAAGGACUACCUGGGCCUGAAGGGCCUAAAGGUGAUCAAGGUCCGGCUGGCUUCCCUGGAGACAGAGGUGAACCAGGUCCUCAAGGUAUAAAAGGAGAGCCGGGGUCAGAUGGGCCCGACGGGAGUCCUGGCCCACCUGGACUAUCUGGACCAAUGGGACCUGUGGGUAAGCCGGGUGAAACUGGUUUGCCUGGUAGUCCCGGUACCGAAGGUCCAGCAGGUGCUCAAGGUAGUCCUGGGACACCUGGAGAAAAGGGCGAUACCGGCCCCAAAGGUGCCCAGGGAGAUGUUGGACCAGCGGGAGCUAUUGGACCACAGGGGCCAGAGGGGCAAAGGGGAUUACGUGGAUUACCUGGUCCACCGGGUGAUGUAGGUACACCGGGUAUAAUGGGGCCAUCUGGUGCACCGGGGACGUCUGGCCCUUCUGGCCCUCAAGGAAUGAAAGGUGAUAAGGGCAAUAGAGGACCGAAAGGACAUAUAGGAGAAACUGGACCAAUGGGAUUAAAAGGGGAUCAAGGUGAAAUGGGGAAACUUGGCCCUCAGGGUCCGAUUGGACCAAUGGGUCCCAAAGGAGAUAUGGGUCCUGUCGGUCCAUCUGGUCCAAAAGGUGACACGGGUCCUCCCGGAACUCCUGGCUCAGAGGGUCCUCUUGGACCAAAAGGGUCCCCAGGUCCUGAGGGUCGACCGGGCCUUCCAGGGUCUCCUGGGCCUCCUGGACCACCUGGACCACCGGCACCACUCCCACAAAUACCACCUGAGUUAUUCGUAUCUAGACGGCGACGAAGUCUAGAUGACUCUAUAGAGACUACAACUGAUGAUAGUUUUGAUGAAGAUGAGGAGUCGGAAUGGGCGCGCGAGGUGAUGUCGGGUGUGGUGGCGGCGCGCGCGGCGCUGCAAGACGCGCGGCGGCCGCGCGGCUCGCGGCACAAUCCCGCGCUCUCCUGCAAGGACUUACGUACUUCACACGCUAAUAUGACAGAUGGUUUUUACUGGGUCGACGCGCGAGGUGGGACGUCGCGUCCUAUCCGAGUAUAUUGCAAGGGAUACACGACGUGUCUGUACGCUGAUAACGUAGAAAGUACAGUUUACACCGACUCAGGUCACAAGUUCUCCCAAAUAGAUAAUGGAUAUCGGAUAACAUAUGAAAGCUCGGGCUCUGGUGCCAUACAGCUUCGCUUCCUCAGGCUGCUGUCGAAUGGCGCCAAACAAAACUUCACUUACACCUGCAUCAACACUCUAGUUCAACAAAGGUCAGACAUCCCCGCUGAUUUAAUAAGAGCAAACAGCGUGAAGUUGUAUGGACAGAAUAAUGUGGAAUUUAAGGAGCCGCAAAUAAUACGGGACGAGUGCAAGGAUGGUAAAGGAGAAAUAGUUCUCGAAGUCAAAACGUCUCGCAGUGAACGUUUGCCCAUCAGUGAUUUCCAGCCGCUAUCCUUCCUCGACGCGCACCACGAGUUCUCCUUCACCCCCGGCCCAAUAUGCUUUACU
Molecule: messenger RNA, 5265 nt
Organism: Brenthis ino (lesser marbled fritillary)
Lineage: Eukaryota; Metazoa; Arthropoda; Insecta; Lepidoptera; Nymphalidae
Source: the annotation of a GenBank genome assembly